Messenger RNA from Cyprinodon variegatus (sheepshead minnow), 530 nucleotides. Its product is annotated as salivary glue protein Sgs-3-like. The transcript has 7 exons. The record is from RefSeq and is a predicted model, not a curated record. The coding region runs from base 120 to 530 and encodes 136 amino acids. NCBI's taxonomy places the organism in Eukaryota, Metazoa, Chordata, Actinopteri, Cyprinodontiformes, Cyprinodontidae.
UAACUUCUUAUUUUCAUCACCUCACCUGAGGAAGAAAGGUGUUCAUCACCUACUCAUUCCAAGCUGUAUUGACCGUAAGGAGCCUACUGGAUAGUUGGUCUGAACUAAGAAAGCAGAGGAUGGAGCUUUACAUGUUUCUUCUCCUGUUAGCAGGACUAAUAGGAACAGGAACUGCACAGGCCUCAACUACCACAACAGGAUCAACAUCUGGUGGAACCACAGCAAUGCAGACUUCCACCCAGCCAGAAACUACUGUUGUUGGAACAGGAUCAACAUCUGGUGGAACCACAGCAAUGCAGACUUCCACCCAGCCAGGAACUACUGCUUCAACAACAACUACGACAACUGCUGCUCCAACUACAACCACAACUAGAAGACCUCCCCCACCACCAGAGCCAAAGAUUGAGUUAACAUUUAGUGUGCAGGAAAAUUUCACUGAGGAUUUGAAGAACGAAAACUCACCAAGAUUCAUAGAGCUCAAGGGAGAAGUAACUAAAGGGAUCGCCGGCGACCCUUCUCAAAACGUUUAA